AUGAUGUUCAAUAAAAGUAGGCUGUAAGUAGUAAAAGAGGCCACUUAAAAAUAGAGCCAAAUAGUGCAGGUCACUGUGGUCCCAUGAGGCCAGAGUGAGGCUGGGCCAUCAUUCUGUUGACUGCAGACUGACAUCCAAUCAGCUGAGGGCGGAUGGGAUUGGAUGAGCAAUCAACGUGUUCCUGUGCUCUCAUCCUUGGAUACCUUGAGCAGGCUUCCCCCUCAGGCUGUCUGCGGUUUUAGUGCGGGCCUGCACCUUGUUCCGUUUAUGUCGUGUUUUCAUCGGUGAUGGAAAACAACCGCUGCUUUGCCAACCGCUUCUCCGACUACAAAGGUGCGCUCCUCCCGGGCCAGAGCGCCGAGGCCAUCGUUCCUGCCGUGGCCGCCACCGUGGACAAAAUCGUCAAGAAGGUUCCGCUCGACAUCAGCGACUGCGACGGAGGGCUGUACGAUGGUCCGGCAGGGGUGGCUUACAUGCUGUAUCAUGUCAGCGAGUGUCCCCUGUUCUCCGAGCACCGGGACGCGUACCUGAAGACGGCCAAGCAGAUCAUAGACGUGUCGGUCAGAUACGUGGACGCGGAGCCGGACAAGAACAUGCGCGCCGCCUUUCUGCUCGGCGGGGCGGGCAUCUACGCCGUGGCAUCUAUGAUCUAUAAAUCCAUGGGCUUGGCUGAUUUUGUUAAGCCGCUGACCAAAUUUCGUAACCUGUGGGAGGUGUGUGCGCCCAUCAAUUUUCUGGAGUGCGGCUCGGAUGAGCUGUUUGUGGGGAGGGCUGGAUACCUGUGCGCGGCUCUGGUCCUCAAACAGAAGCUGGGCAUAGAGAUUCUGAGCAAAGAUCAAAUCAAAUCAAUUUGCCAGGCUAUCAUCGAAUCAGGAAAACAGUAUGCCAGAAGGAAGAGAAAGCCUUUUCCCCUCAUGUACUCGUAUUAUGGAACAGAGUACCUUGGUGCCGCCCACGGCCUUUCAUCGGUGCUGCAGAUGCUGCUGAGCUACCAGGACAUGCUCAGCGGGGCUGAGAAGGACCUGGUGUGGCAGAGUGUGGAUUUUCUCAUGAAUCAAGAGCAGAACUGCAACUGGCCUGCAGAGCUGGGCGCCAUCAUUGAGAGAGAGAAUGAACUGGUGCACUGGUGCCAUGGAGCCCCGGGUGUGGCAUAUCUUUUUGCAAAAGCCUACUUGAUCAACAAGAAGCCCCAGUACCUGGACACAUGUAUUCGCAGUGGGGAGCUGGUUUGGCAGAAGGGUCUGCUGAAGAAGGGACCUGGCAUCUGUCAUGGAGUUGCGGGCAGUGCUUAUGUCUUCCUCCUGCUUUAUCGUCUCACAGGCAACUCUAAAUACAUCUACCGUGCUCAGAGGUUUGCAGAGUUCAUUUUCACGGAGGAGUUUAAAGCAGGCUCGCGCUCAGUGACCAGUGUCUACAGUCUGUUUGAAGGCCUGUCAGGGACCAUUUGCUUCAUGGUCGACCUCCUGCAGCCGGAUCAGUCAGAGUUCCCACUGUUUAGUGUCUUUGUGUGAAUUUACCCACGUUUCUGCUGUUUACUCAUCUGAACAGACAUCACUCCUUCCCUCUGAAACCUCUCCAGAGCUGGAUUGGCAAAGACGUAAUAAUUAAAAACCUAGAUUUAAACUGUGAUCACAAUAAGAAAAGAGGGAUGGAUGGUGUUUGUUUAGGUUUUAGGGAAAAAAUACACAUUUGAGUCCAGUUGCAGUAGAAAGUGGUCUUGUUCUGUGUCUGUUAUAAAAGUGCAGCUUCCAGGCUUUACCAGAGUCAUUCCACUUACUGUAAUAUUGUCCAUUUCAAUUUACAGUGUAGUUAUUUGCACUAAAUUCCUUCUGUUGGGAGUUUUGGAAGUGCUACUGAUAGUAUGGUGAGAGAAAAUUGCAGAUUACUCUACCUAGGUGAUGCUCUCAGGUCAGAAACACUCCUGCACAUUCAACAUCAACAGCUAAAUUAAACGGCAAUCACACCAAGUCCUACGACAAAAAAUAGAGAAAAGGAAAACAAGUGUCACAUAAUGCCUUUAAAUUUUUUCUACCACUUCACCAGCUCUGCAUCACAUACAGCCUGUAAGUCCAAUCACAGUUAAUGUAUUUAGGCAGGUUGAUUGAUGAAAUUACUGUUGUCAGUUUAAUAUAUAGUUAACAAUUGUAUAAGAUAUGUUGACAACUGUUGAGGGAUUUUCAUAC
Molecule: messenger RNA, 2183 nt
Organism: Sphaeramia orbicularis (orbiculate cardinalfish)
Lineage: Eukaryota; Metazoa; Chordata; Actinopteri; Kurtiformes; Apogonidae
Product: lanC-like protein 3
Exons: 5
Coding region: 288-1511 (407 amino acids)
Biological process (GO): peptide modification; carbohydrate metabolic process
Cellular component (GO): plasma membrane
Source: RefSeq, a predicted model, not a curated record